UUGCAGUGGUGAGGGUGGGAGGAGGAGGGUGGGUAGGUGCGGUGCCUUUUGGCAGACAGAAGACCCUCUGGUAGAGUUGGGAAAAGCGUGGGGUCUGGGCUCAGAGAUGUGUCCUCCAUCGUCUUGUGGGUGUGGGAAGCUGGGGUCCCUGAGCGGGAGGGAGCGCAGAGCCCUCGAGUGCUGCGGGGUCGGUGGUCCCCAGGUGGGCUGGGCUCCUGGCAAGCCUGCUCCAGCAGUGUGCAUUGGCUCUAGCGUGGUGCUUCUGGCACUUUCGGGUGCUGGGCUGCGGCACUUUUGGGCGCUGCUGUUGGGAUCUCUUUCUUGUGUCUUGCCCUCGGAGGGAACAAGCAUUUCUUGCUGCUGUUGCAGCUUUUCCCGGGCGGCCACCUGGCCCGCUGGCUUUGGGCCAGUUAGGGUGGCUUGGGGGGUGCCGAAGUUUGGCAUCUCUCGAGGGCUGGUGUCUUUGGGUGGCAGAGGUGCGCCCAUCAGCACGAGGUGUAGGUGGCUCUGUUCUCGUUCUUGACCUGUUUCAGUAGCUGUAGGACUUCGGUGUUCCAUGGGCAGCUUUCAGGGAGCUCUGGUGGAGCAUCAUUGGCAGUCAUUACUGUCUGCCGUAGUUCCAGUCCUUCUGUAGCAUCGUGUGUUUUAAGAGGCUCCUUUGAAAAUGAAUGCAGGUUCCAGCCUUGGCAUUGUAGUGACAAAGAGAGAGUGUGCUUUGAUCGCUGCGAGCCUGCCCAUGCUCGAGCAAGUAGCUUGAAUGUUCUCUAAUAUUUUAAUUUAGCUUUAAGUGACCUGAAAUUGAGGCUUCUUCCCCUUUCUUUGUUGGUAGCUUUUGUAUAGACUGCAGAGGCUUAAAAUUGCUGCGAACUUAUUGUCCCUCUUGGGGUUAAUCGUAGGCUUGUUUUAAAUGUAAAAUGUUUUCAAGUUAUGCAAAACUGUUUUUAGCUUUCCAAUGAAACUGUAACGAGUCCCUAAUUGGAUAUUAGAAACUCAGUAUGUGUUCUUACUGGAAAUACCUUCACUGCAUACUCCUUUGUGUUGCUUCAUUCACCCAGGUUUGAUUUCCAUCGCUGCUGUGUUUGUGGGUGACACUGAGGGGAAACUGGGCAAUUUGAUAUAAGCUCGUUCAUUGAUGCCAGUAGUGGAAGCCCAGGUGGGUCUGCAGUGCCCCACCACCUGCCAGUUCAUUGUCAGUCAUUAGGGUACUGGCUGCUGAGCUGACUGGUAGAGCGGGCUCUGUCGGGAUGCUUCGGGGGAAAAUUUGUGUGUUUAUGUGGGAAAAACUCCCUUGCGCUUCAGGUUUAACAUGGAAAACUAGGACUGGGGAGGAGGGAGAGAUUAGUUGUGUAGCAUUUGCCGUUUUCUUUUUAAAGGGAAAAAUACUCUUUUAGCUACAGCUGGUCUUGCUGGGAGGAAAGCCUUCCUGAUAUUGAGUAGUAUUUUUCUUGUUUCAGCGUAUGUCCUGUUAUUCCUAGGGCUCUGUGGGAAGAACAGUGGUAAGUUCCCGUCCCUUGAGAGGGGGAAGUGUUCCACAUCACCCGUUCCCAGGCUGCUACAGGACCAUUCAUCCUUCUGCACUUUCUGAAGUCCCUCUGACAUUCUGUGGCUGUUUCCCAGUUUCCUUCGUACUUAGAGGAAGGGUUUCUUUAACUUCAUGUCCCUGCUUGUCGUUCCAGCCUCUCCUUCAAAUAUUAACACCACUGUCGCUCUGCUGGGGUUAGCACCCUUCAUAUAUUUGUGCAAGACAGCCAUGUCCUCUGUUCAGCCAAGGGCUGUGUCCACAGUUCUCAUACAUCUCGUGCUGCAGCCAGCUGUUUCUCUGGCUCUGCCCCAGCCUCGGAGGCCCAGGUCACACAGGAAAACAGAAAAAACUUUAGUAUUUAGAUUCCAGAUUUCCUGAGUCUGUCCCGCACCUUGAUCACAAGAACCUUUUUUUUCCUCUUAUAUUAAACUACAUGUAUGAAAGCAGCCUGAAUCAGCGCUUCCCCCGGGGCUCUUCCCAUCCCCAACACCAGUAACGGGUUUCUCUUCCAUUUCGGGGGUGCAGCUCUGAGUUACCCUGCCAAUGUCCGAUCUCGAGCUAGUUUGCUGCUGUUGCUCCGGGGCAGACAAGUGGCAGCCUCUGCUCCUGAGCCAGGACUGAAGCUGAGCUGUGUGCAGGGUUCUGUGGUCAGGCACGUACCAGAUUUCCACUCUCCUGGAGACUUGGAAGUGUGCUGCUGCAUUUCCCAGUCUGAGGGAAGUGCUCAGGGCUUGCCUGGUUCUGCAGAGAUGCAGCCUGUAGAUAGAUAGCUCCCUCAUUGGUAAAAUCCAGUGGACCUUGGCUAAAAAGGAGAAAAAAUACAAUAAAUGGAGUGGAUGUAGUUCGUGCUAGAGAAGAGCACGGCACAGUGUCUGUUCUGGGUCAGAGCAAAAGCCCAUCUUGGCCAGGAGCCUGUCUUAACAGUGGUCAGUAGUGGCUACAGAGGAGAAGAAUAUUAGGAAAAGGUGAAAUAUGGUGAUGUUUCCUCUAAUGUAACCUCCCAGAUUCUUGCAGUGAGUUGCUGGAGACUUCCGAAGCUGGAGGUGGUACUUCCCUCUGUGGUUAAAAGCAGCACUUGACAGAUUUUCUCAAAGGGAAAAAUUUUGGUUUAAUACUUACUACAGAGGGACCACAAGAGUCCUAGUCUUGUGAGCCUGAGCAGAGUAGGGAGCGUGCACAGUCCUUGUAGAGGAAGGAGGGAGAUUUGACAGAAGGGGUGUUUUUAGCCUGGGGGUUUCUUUGUCCCACAGCUGUUGGAUUUGUUGGAUGUGAACAGGAGACCCCACAUGCUCCAAAACCAUCUUCGCUGCCGGGGGCUGCAGCAGCGAUGCCUCCCACCCCUCCUUUGUUUUGUUUAUGGAUCAGUGCAGGGGGAGUACCGUGAUCCUCCUCCCAAAGUGGUCGGCUUUGGUCAUACUGCGGUCAGUAGAGAAGGACAGAGUGACCUGAUCUGGGACAAACUGUCUGUUUCUGACCAGCCAACACAUCACUAUCUGCUCUUUCCAGCCCUCUUUGGUGUUGCCUUGCAUUCCUCUCUUCUGGUGAUCACUGUGGUUUGGCCUGUCCUUCUCCAGAGUGGAGGUUUUCAUGCAGUGCUUUGGGAAGCUUCGCCUGACAGGUUGUGCAGAUGCAAAAGUAUUUACAAUGUGUGGGAAGGCUGAGAGAGGCUGGAGUUCGGGUUCCUCCUGCUGCACUGGCUCAGCCGCAUGGGUGCAGGGCUAGCUGAGCUGAUGCUAGUCUCAGUUUUUCAUAAUUUCAUUGUGUUCGACUAGUUUUGGUUGUGUUUGACUUGGGUUUUCUUCAAAUAAUGCAGGUUUUGGCAUCUAAUGUCCUUGAUCUCUCCUAGAGCUGACAGAGUUGAAGGGAGCGGGAAGACACUCGUGCCUUUUUGUAACUUUCUCAGAGACUUAGGAAGUGACGAACAGGUUUUAACUUCCCUUUUGUGCUGGCCGUCUGGAGUAACGUGGAGUAGGUCUGUUGACUGCAGUGUGCUUCUCCAAUGGAUAAUUUAACCUUUGCUUUGCAUGAGAAAUAUAAUUGUGCUUUGACAAAACUCUGUAGCUUUUCAGAGUGGUGUUGUGGAGCUCCUGGAGCAGUGGCAGGGUUUUCCCAUCUGGCGGGGAGUGCCUCUCCCCGUUUGCCUGGCAGGUGUGGUUAUCUUUCUGUUUGCUCACCGUGGGCAGUUUGUAGCUGUGGUGGUCAGUGAGUGUCUGGGGUUGCUCUGGUUGAGUUCUUGGUUGUUCCUGUGAUAAAGUCCUAGUUUCUAGCUAAGUUUUUGUUGUUCAUCCCUGUCGUAUGUCUUUUAAAGUUCAUUCCUUUGAAUGCGAUUGCUGUAUCCUUGAAGACCACCUGCUUCAUUCUGUGAGAUGUUCUGGUCUUCCUCUAUCUGAAUGUGCCACCCCCUGUUCAGUGCCAUGCUCUGCCUUUUUGGUGUGUGUCUGUGGUUUUCAAACUUUUCUGCCUGGUUCCUAAAGCAAAGUUUCAGCGCAGGUACUGGCAUCAAGAUAACUGAUGUGAAGCUUGCAUUUCUUACUUGCCUUUCAUAGAAUAGUUAGGAGUCAUCUGCAGCAGUGCAGGAAACAAGGGAUCAGAGGAUAUGUUCAUUAAUACAAGGAUUCCGAAAAAUUCAGCCCCCAUAUUGACCUAUCAAGAACUUUCUGAGCAGGUUCCUCUUCACCCUCUUAAAAACUUUCUGAUGACAUUGGGUUUUCCCUUCAGGUAGUUCAUUGCCUUUGUUAUGGUCACUGCAGUCAGGUGCUAAAAUAGGAUGCAAACAGUCAUAAAAAUUCAUGGUGCGACCCCUGUUUUGGAGACGGCCGCAUGUGUUGGUGUCCCAGGGGGGGACGGCUGGGCGCAGGGUCCCAGGCUGCUGGUGGGUGCUGGUGUCUUGCAGCUGUGGAGGAAGCUGCAGCACGAGGUGGCUGGGCAUGGUGGCUUGCCAAAGCCCCUCCGUUAGCCUUGCUUGCCAUUUCACAGGCAGCAAUUAACGCUGCAGACAGCUCUGAGAAGAGGGGCUGAUGACUUCAAUUAGACAUCUAUUCAGAUCAAUCAGGGAAAGAACAAUUAUUGAUUUUAAAAAAUGCCCCACGAUUAACUGUUUGGUCUCCAUGCCUCCCAUCUGCCUGCGCUGUGGUUGCGUGCACACCUUUACCGGGUGGUGCCGGGGUGCCGUACACGGCCAGGGGGUGUUGGGGAGAGAACCUGCAUCAUGGUGUUAUUUUCCCUCAAACUUUGCCAUGGAGGGAUGCGGUGUCAGGGCAGGCGGGAAGAGCAAGGUAUGGCUGAUGGGGACAAACCUUGGCAAUUGGCAAGGGGGGCGGGAGGCACGCCGAGCGCUCCUGUGGUGGUGUCCAGACGUGUCUUGGUCGGCUCCAGGCUGGAGGAAAUUAGGGUGGCCCCUGCCCAGCACCCAGCAGCGGGUGCUGCCUGCACAGCAGGACAGGCAGGAGGAGGCUUUGUCCUUCCCGGUGCCCCGGCGCGGGUGGGCGAGCGGCGGCUGUGCCAGCGGCCGUGCCGGGGCCUUACCGUGGCUGAGCCGAGGCUGGCUGCCUUUCCUCCUGCGGCUCUACCAGGAGCCGGGUAGCGUUAGGACCCAGCGAGCUGGCAGCGCCGGUGACAAGUCUGGAGCAGCACUAGCGCAGAGUAGUCUCCAUCAGCUGGGCUGGAUUUUUGUAUAUCCCUGUAUUAAAGAAUCCUCUGCCAGAGAAGGGCUUUUUCCCCUUUCUGUGCGACCCAGCAGAGCCUCGCCAGGGGGACACAGCGAUGGUUAGAUCGGCUGAAACGUGAAAAACCUCUGCUGACUUACCGCUGGCCAUGAACUGAGACCAUUAUCUAAAAAUAAUUAAUCUUUAAAAUAAAGAGAGAAGCCAACGGCAGCAUGGCCCAGAGCAAGAGACACACAUACAGCCGGGCAUCCAGCACUGGCACCAGGAUGAGCGUGGAAGCAAGCAGCAAGCCCCUGAAGGUGGGCUCCAGAGUUGAAGUCAUCGGGAAAGGGCACCGCGGUACCGUGGCUUAUGUCGGUGCCACUCUGUUUGCCACGGGAAAGUGGGUUGGUGUCAUCCUGGAUGAAGCAAAGGGCAAGAACGAUGGGACUGUGCAGGGCAGGAAAUAUUUCACCUGUGAAGAAAACCACGGCAUCUUUGUGCGGCAGUCACAGAUCCAGGUCUUUGAAGAUGGAGCUGAUACAACAUCCCCAGAAACACCAGAAUCUGCUGCCUUGAAAGUCCCCAAAAGAGAUUCCCUGGAUGCUGCCAAAGCCAGCAAACUGCGUGGAGUGAAACCUAAAAAGGCCCCGGCAACACGGAAGACCACCGCCCGGCGGCCCAAGCCCACCCGGACCCCCAAUUCUGCAGCAUCCAGCGGCACGGCUGGACCCUCAGGCUCAGCUUCUGCCUCCGGUGGGGAGAUGAGCAGCAGCGAGCCCAGCACGCCUGCUCAGACACCGCUGGUGGCCCCGGUUAUUCCAACUCCCUCCCUGACCUCUCCGGUGCCACCUCUGGUUCCCUCACCCACAAAGAACAGCUCGGCAGAGUCCCAGUAUCUCCAUGAAGGCCAGGAGGAGGAAAAUUUGCGUUCUCAAGUCAGGGACCUGGAGGAGAAAUUGGAGACUCUGAAGAUAAAGCGAAAUGAAGACAAAGCGAAGCUUAAAGAGCUUGAGAAGUACAAGAUCCAGCUGGAGCAGGUGCAAGAAUGGAAGAGCAAAAUGCAAGAACAACAAGCUGAUCUCCAGAAACAUUUAAAGGAGGCCAAAAAGGAAGCCAAAGAUGCCUUGGAAGCCAAGGAGCGCUACAUGGAGGAGAUGGCAGACACUGCUGACGCAAUUGAAAUGGCAACUCUGGACAAGGAGAUGGCAGAAGAGCGAGCAGAGUCCCUGCAGCAGGAGGUGGACUCCCUGAAAGAGAAGGUGGAAUAUCUCACAAUGGACCUGGAGAUCUUGAAGCAUGAGAUUGAAGAGAAAGGCUCAGAUGGAGCAGCAUCCAGUUACCAAGUCAAACAGUUGGAAGAGCAAAACGCGAGACUCAAGGAAGCUCUUGUAAGGAUGCGGGACUUGUCUGCAUCAGAGAAGCAGGAACACGUGAAGCUUCAAAAGCAAAUGGAGAAGAAAAACACAGAGCUGGAGUCCCUGCGUCAGCAGAGAGAGAAGCUUCAGGAGGAGGUGAAGCAGGCAGAGAAAACAGUUGAUGAGCUAAAGGAGCAGGUGGAUGCUGCUUUGGGUGCUGAAGAGAUGGUGGAGACUCUGACGGAGAGAAACUUAGACCUGGAGGAGAAGGUCCGGGAGCUGCGCGAGACUGUCGGGGACCUGGAAGCCAUGAACGAGAUGAAUGACGAGCUGCAGGAAAAUGCCCGGGAGACAGAGCUGGAGUUACGGGAGCAGCUGGAUAUGGCAUCGGCGCGGGUCCGCGAGGCGGAGAAGCGUGUGGAGGCUGCGCAGGAGACCGUGGCCGACUACCAGCAGACCAUCAAAAAAUACAGAAAGCUGACUGCACACCUUCAGGAUGUGAACCGAGAACUCAUGAGUCAGCAAGAAGCGUCUGCUGAGAAGCAGCAGCAGCCUCCUCCCGAGAUGUUUGACUUCAAGAUUAAAUUUGCAGAGACGAAAGCCCAUGCUAAGGCCAUCGAGAUGGAGCUGCGCCAGAUGGAGGUGCAGCAGGCCAACCGGCACGUCUCCCUCCUCACAUCCUUCAUGCCCGACAGCUUCCUGCGCCACGGAGGGGACCAUGACUGCAUCCUGGUGCUGCUGCUCAUCCCUCGGCUUAUCUGCAAGGCUGAACUGAUCAGCAAACAGGCUCAGGAGAAGUUUGAUCUGAACGAAAACUGUGCAGAGCGCACCGGCCUCAGGGGCGCAGCGGGAGAGCAGCUGAGCUUUGCUGCCGGGCUGGUCUAUUCUCUGAGCCUCCUUCAGGCUACGCUGCACAAAUAUGAACAGGCCCUGAACAAAUGCAGCGUGGAGGUGUAUAAGAAGGUGGGGAUGCUAUAUCCCGAGAUGAGCGUCCACGAGCGCUCGCUGGACUUCCUGAUCGAGCUGCUGCACAAGGACCAGCUGGACGAGACGGUCAAUGUGGAGCCACUGACCAAAGCCAUCAAGUACUACCAGCAUCUGUACAGCAUCCACCUGGCUGACCAGGCUGAAGACUGCACGAUGCAGUUGGCCGACCACAUCAAGUUCACCCAGAGUGCCUUGGACUGCAUGGGGGUGGAGGUGUGCCGGCUGCGAUCCUUCCUCCAGGCUGGGCAGGAGGCAUCCGACCUUGCCAUCCUCCUCAAGGACUUGGAGACCUCGUGCAGUGAUAUUCGCCAGUUCUGCAAGAAGAUCAGGCGUCGCAUGCCUGGGACGGACGCUCCGGGUAUCCCUGCAGCACUGGGCUUCGGGCAGCAGGUGUCGGACACGCUCCUGGACUGCCGCAAGCACCUGACGUGGGUGGUGGCCGUGCUGCAGGAGGUGGCCGCUGCUGGGGCACAGAUGAUUGCUCCUCUGGCAGAGAACGAGGGGCUGCUGGCAGUGAAGCUGGAGGAUCUGGCCUUCAAAGCGAGCGAGCAGAUCUACGGCACCCAGGGCAUCAACCCCUAUGAGUGUCUGCGUCAGUCUUGCAGCAUCCUCAUCGCGACCAUGAACAAGAUGGCCACAGCUAUGCAAGAGGGAGAAUACGAUGCGGAUAGACCACAGACCAAGCCCACCCCACCUGCUGACCUACGGGCAGCAGCUCUUCGGGCAGAGAUCACCGAUGCUGAGGGGCUGGGGCUUAAGCUGGAGGACAGGGAGACAGUCAUCAAAGAACUGAAAAAGUCCCUCAAGAUCAAGGGCGAGGAGCUCAGCGAAGCAAACGUGCGGCUCAGCCUCCUAGAGAAGAAGCUGGACAGUGCAUCCAAGGAUGCAGAUGACCGUGUGGAAAAGAUACAGACGAAGCUGGAUGAGACCCAGACGCUGCUCAAAAAGAAAGAGAAGGAGUUUGAGGAGACCAUGGAUGCUCUGCAGGCAGAUAUCGACCAGCUGGAAUCAGAGAAGGUGGAGCUGAAGCAGCGCUUGAACAACCAGUCAAAGCGAACCAUCGAGGGCCUGCGCGGCACCCCUGCCUCUGGAGUUGCCUCCAUCGUGUCUGGCAUUGCCGGAGAGGAACAGCAGAGAGAUGUCGGUGCUGGCCAGGUGACGGGAGGCGGUUCAGGACCUGUCCAGGUGAAGGACUCACCUCUUCUUCUCGAGCAAAUUGAAGUCCUGCAGCAUUGCAUCAGGCACCUCAAGAAUGAGAACAGCCGGCUCAAGGGAGCCCAGAUGAGGAUGACGCUGGCCAGCCUGCCGCCUCUGCAGGUACCCAAGAUCUCCCUCCUCAACAACAGGCAGGGAGAAGGUCUGGGCGCACAGGCGCUGUAUCGCAAGGCCAACCAGCUCCUGCAAGCCAUCUAUCACAUGAGCGCCACCACCAAGGUUUUGGACAUGAAGCAGAUCAAGUCGGCAAGGAGCUCAUCAGCGUGGCUGGUGGAGUAUAAGUCCCGCCUGUUGUCCCUCAAAAACAGUGUCGACGCCCUAAAGGAUGAGGUAAUGAGAGAGAUCGUUCAGCAGCGCCCAGGUGCCAGCGUCCCCACCGACUUCGGCACCUUCCCCUCCUCCUCCUUCCUGAAGGCCAAGCGGGAGAAGGAGGAGGGCCUGGUGUUGUUCGGCAAAGUGACCUUCCCCUGCCAGCCGGGGCAGGGCCAAGUGCACAGGGUGCGCCUCACCCCCGAGCUGCUCCACCAGCUCCAGCGCCACUUCAUGUUCUAAGCCGGGAGCCCCCCCCCCGCACAGACUGAGGUUCAUUGCACCCCCCCUUCCCCACCCCCCUGCUGAGCGUCCCCUGCCAGAGCCCGGUGCUACCCCGGUACCGGCUCUGCCCUCCGCCCGGGGGGACCGGCCGCUUUUCCUCCCUCCCCCCCCCACGCGUGGGGCGGGAGCCGGAGCCGCUUGCCCCCCCCCCCCCCUUCCCUGCCGGGGGCUCCCAACCCUCCCGCCGCCGCUGCCAGCGCUGUCAGACACUACGAACCGCCGCCGCCCCCCCCGGGAACCCCCCCCGCGGGCGGUCUGGGCUGUACCGGGAGGGCGGCGGGA
Molecule: messenger RNA, 9602 nt
Organism: Aquila chrysaetos chrysaetos
Lineage: Eukaryota; Metazoa; Chordata; Aves; Accipitriformes; Accipitridae
Gene: DCTN1
Product: dynactin subunit 1
Exons: 33
Coding region: 5400-9278 (1292 amino acids)
Biological process (GO): nuclear migration; cytoplasmic microtubule organization; establishment of mitotic spindle orientation
Cellular component (GO): microtubule plus-end; axon; microtubule associated complex
Molecular function (GO): microtubule plus-end binding
Source: RefSeq, a predicted model, not a curated record